Messenger RNA from Coregonus sp. 'balchen', 11783 nucleotides. Lineage: Eukaryota; Metazoa; Chordata; Actinopteri; Salmoniformes; Salmonidae. The record is from the annotation of a GenBank genome assembly.
AUGGCUGCCAUCAAGGCGCUUCAACAGUGGUGCAAACUUCAGUGCAAUGGGUACCGAGAUGUGGCUAUCAUCAACAUGACAACUUCUUUUAGGGACGGGUUGGCGUUCUGUGCGCUUAUCCAUAAGUACAGACCGGACCUAAUGUAAGCAUUUUAAUGACUUAACCAAAAAAUAAUAAUUUGAUUUGGUUGAAGAAUUGAUGUUCAAUGUUAUGGUGAAUCAGGUGCAACAAAUCAUUAGCAGCUGCAAACAAUCAAUACGUCAAACACUACAGUGGGUACUCACUGUUAAAGCCACAGUUAGAACUUGUAAUAUUUUGAAUUAUAUGAUGAAUAGCUACCUCGGCGUUUCCCAAACUCGGUACACGAGUAAGGGAAACCUUGGCCUUCUGUCAACGUACUUUUAUCAUAACCAAGCAGUUCAUGUUUUUGUCUUUUACUUUGUCUUCUACUUUACAAACACAUUUUGUAGUUUAGGCUAUAGCUUCAAAUCAUGAUUUAGAAAAGUAAUGUUCUCGUGUAGGCCUAAUGUAAUCCCUUGAGCAGUACAUACAAUAGCAAAUAGCGAUCGUUUCUAUCAAGUUCUACUACUUAUUUUGAAAGAAAGUAUUCCCAGUGGCUUCCUGUCUGCUUAACAAUGGUGGCGGGAAUCCCCUUCUCAAGGAUCCCUUUGUCAGAUUUAGCCAGAGGCUUGACAUUUUGGUUGAGAGAUGAGGCUAGAUUAGCAUAGGCAAAUAUCCAUAUGAAUAUAAGUGAAUUUUGAACUACAAGUAAGAAAUGUUCGUUUCAUAAAGGUAUACGUGUGAUCCUUUAUUUUUAAAUCAACACAUUGCAUAAUGUCACAUGAAUGGAAAUAAAAUGUUCCCUAGUCAAUCUUAAGUCAAACAUCAUUCUUGUUUAACAAGAAAACACAUUUUGAUUUUAUGUACUCAAAGUCUAAAACAGAAAGAAACCUCACAGCAUAACCAUUCCCACAAGCUUUCUUGCUGUACUAGUGCACUAUAAUAUUAUUUAUGUAUCCCAGAAACCUGGGCAGUUAGUCACCCAAAUUCACAUGAGAAUGACCUUGUAUCAACUGCCACAAUGUGAAUGAUUCAUUUCCCUGUGUUCCAUAUUCAGAGACUACGACUCCCUGAAUAAAGAGGAUGUUUUUGACAACAACAACUUGGUAAGAUUUACUGUCUAUUUAUGCAUGUAACAUCAGCACUGUUCAAGGUUGUAAAUUGACAUGACCUUACUGAACUGUUUGGCCAUCUUAUCAGGAAGUCUGUUGGUUUGUGUUUGAGUGGAUUGCGUUGUUAGAAAUGCAUCAAGUCCUUUGUGGUAACAUUUAGGCCUAUUCUUUAUUAGCGAAGUCUCCAAAGGACUGGAAUUGUGCACCAGUCAAUUCAUGGUUAUUUUUGAUAUAUCCCUCAGAAGUGUUUCUAUAGAACUGGGGCAAAAGUUUUGCUCUGAAGGGUGAUAUUAAAUGCAACUCAUGAAAAGAAUGUGAUGGGUCACCAUAAAUGUGACCUAUUGCUUGUAACAUGCAUAGUAUGUACACGCAGUGGCCAAAUGCAGAACGUCUUUCCCAGUUGAUAACUGGACAACAUGUAUUCCUAAGAUUUCAGGUUAUUCAUAUACCAACUGUAGUUUGGGAAACCAUCUCUGCUAUUGGUGCUAUACAAGGUCUGUCUCAUGUUGCUGUUUUAUUGUGAGGAGAAUGUCAUGUGCGAGUUGUAUGGAACGUGUCAAGUCAGUAAGUCUUACACUGCCUAACAAGUCACUCGAUAGUGACUUUGGCUCAUUACUAUAUGUGACUUUGGCUAGUUACACUCAUUUCUAUUGAUACUACUUCGACAGAUGGCGGCUUAAAUAUGAACACCUGAUGAACAUCAGACAUUAUGGUUGACUUGGUUGUAUUUAACUUGAUUUUAACUCUUUGUGGAGAUAUUUGAGGUUUUUCCGUUCACCGGACUGUCUAAGUUGACAAUGUUUUAUGUUCCCCCCCUAUUUCCUUCAUACCAGGAAGUGUGUGAGGACCGUUGUGAUAAGAAUGAGUCAAACAGCAGCGCAGUUGGGACUUGUCCAUAAUUAGGAAUUCUCUCUGUGCUGGUUUCCUCUGUUUUUGAGGAUUAUAGACCGCAUAGUGUGCUAUGCACUCCAGGAUCUGUUGCAAAACACUAGCUGCUAGUCGUGCCGAUCCCCCACAGUGUCCGUUAAGAACCUGAGAACCAGAAGAGGCUCCCUGGAGUAUUCAUUAUGAAUGAGGCUUACUGUUAUCCGUGGGCCACUCGAUCCGCACGAUAAAGUUCUGUUUACAAAUGUUAGACAGUACGGUGGGACACUACACUGCUGGGGGGUUGCAUAAGAAGAAUGUGUUUUAACCCACAGUUGGGCCUUUGACGAGGACAGUUUUGUUUUGGUAACUAGUCUAUUUGACCAACCGAAUUCCUCUGUGGUGGAGUCCAAACACCCAUGUAAAUUACCCAUGGUAAUCCCAUACACAGUGACAGUAGUCCUCUGUAUUUCAUGACAAGGAGGUCCCAGUCCUUCAUGUGUGUCUCUCAGGUUUCUCUCAGUGGUGGGUCUAUCUGUCACUACAAACUCAAAUAUGCAGUUGUCUUGUCCAGACUCUGUUUCAUUACGGUACAGCAACAAUGGCCAAUUCCGUUACUGUUAUACAGAGAAUCUCACAAAUGCAGAAAUUGUUUGGCCUUUCUCCUCCUGCUCCAACACGAACGGAUAUGCCGUUCUGCAAGGCUGUACUUUAACAUUUUAAUGAGCACAUCCAGGUUGAUCCUAAACAAUGUCCCGUUCUCCUACUCCCUCUGUGUUCCCAGGGCUGAGCGUGCACAGGAAAUGUGCUAUUCAUUAUUCACCCCCUGUCCAGACCUCCCCAGCAUGGGGCCACAAACAGCUGCUGGCUGGACUUUUCUAUUUUCUAUUUCUGAAGAGACCAUUCUGUCUGGCUUAUGUUUACAGUUAAAUUAAGUAGCUGCUAUGUAUAUUAAGAAACCCUCAAGAACAUUGGGAAAGUGUUAUUCAAAUGAUGUAAGAUUUUUCCUUAGUAUUAACCUCUGCUUUGUAAAUGUUCAAAAAAUUUUCUUUUUAACUUUUUUGUAUAAACCAUUGUUAUCAGUGUUCUGCUUGCUAGGGGGUACUCCAAUACAUCUGGCCCCUCUAAUUGUUGGCUCUCUAUGGGUUUAGGGUUGGUUAAUAAAACAAGUGUUUAUUUUAACCUUCAGGCUUUCCGGGUUGCGGAGGACAAGCUGGGGAUCGCUGCUCUGCUGGAUGCAGAGGACAUGGUGGCCCUGAGGAUCCCAGACCGACUGAGCGUCCUCACCUACGUCUCCCAGUACUACAACUACUUCCACGGACGCAACCCUAGUAAGACUGUCUGUCUUGAGGCAGCUUUGUUACAUUGGAGCACUGGUCUAUACGCUGCACUAUAAGUGUUAAGUUUCCUUUCCUGGUGAGGUGUACAGUUAAGGUGAUUGUGGGAAGUACACAGGUGUCAUGUAGGGUUAAAUUGGGUGAAAAUAUUACUUCAAACCUGUUUAGUCUAAUGUGCCUGUCCUUUACAAUCAGUAGUAAAUUUAAAGCUUGGCAAAUGUUUUUUUUUUAUGCUUAUUGGUUUAUAAGAUAUUCUAUAUCCAAACUAUUUCAGUUUCACAUGCACAAAGCAUCUCUACUGAGCGAUUGGUUCAGGGAUUGUAGAUUUGAGUAUUGUGGCUCAACGCUCUAAUUUCUGAUGGCCAAUGUUUUUUUCCAGUUGGAGGGGUGGGUGCUGUGAAAAGACCAGCAGAGGGCUCCAAGGAGGAGCCGUCUGGAAAGAAGAAUCUCCCGGUGGUGGCCAAAACCAUAGUGUCUAAAACGGCCAUAGAGAAUCGACCACCUCGCUCCUCUCUCAUGGUGAAAACCUCCCCCGACGCAACCAGAGCUGCUGUCCAGGUUAGAGGAGUACAAAUGGCUUUUUAAUGUCUCUUAUUUAAUUCUUUUAAAUCAGAUGUUUGACUGGCAUACAUUUUGGUGAACUACUGAAUAUACAAAAGUAUGUGGACACCACUUCAAAUGAGUGGAUUUGGCUAUUUCAGCCACACCCGUUGCUGACCGGUGUAUAAAAUCAAGCACACAGCCAUGUAAUCUCCAUAGACAAACAUUGCAGUAGAAUGGCCUUAAUGCAGCGCUCAGUGACUUUCAACGUGGCACCGUCAUAGGAUGCCACCUUUCCAACAAGUCAGUUCGUAAAAUGUCUGCCCUGCUAGAGCUGCCCCGGUCAACUGUAAGUGCUGUUAUUGUGACGUGGAAACGUCUAGGAGCAACAACGGCUCAGCCUCGACGUGGUAGUCCACACAAGCUCACAGAACGGGACUGCCGAGUGCUGUAGCGCGUAAAAAUCACCUGUCCUCGGUUGCAACACUCAUGACCGAGUUCCAAACUGCCUCUGGAAGCAACGUCAGCACAAGAACUGUUCAUCGGGAGCUUCAUGAAAUGGGUUUCCAUGGCCGAGCAGCCACACACAAGCUUAAGAUCACAAUGCCAAGCGUUGGCUAGAGUGGUGUAAAGCUCACCGCCAUUGGGCUCUGGAGCAGUGGAAACACGUUCUCUGGAGUGAUGAAUCACGCUUCACCAUUUGGCAGUCCGACAGAUGAAUCUGGGUUUGGCCAGGAGAAUGCUACCUGCCCCAAUGCGUAGUGCCAACUGUAAAGUUUGGUGGAGGAAUAAUGGUCUGGGGCUGUUUUUCAUGGUUUGGCCUAGGCCCCUUAGUUCCAGUGAAUGGAAAUCUUAACGCUGGUUUGUCAAGAUCGGUGUGCAAGAACUUGACUGGCCUGCACAUAGCCCAGACCUUAACCCCAUCUAACACCUUUGGGAUGAAUUGGAACGCCAACUGCGAGCCAGACAUAAUCGCCCAACAUCAGUGCCCGAACUCACUAAUGCUGUUGUGGCUGAAUGGAAGCAAGUUCCUGCAGCAAUGCUCCAACAUGUAGUGGAAUGCCUUCCCAGAAGAGUGGAGGCUGUUAUAGUAGCAAAGGGUUUGACAAACCGGUGUCCUCAAACGUUUGGUCAUGUAGUGUAUCUCUAAAACAUCUAUUUUCUCUCUCCUCCACAGAAGACAGAGGUUUUGGUGGAGAGCUCCAAUAAGACAGGCACUCUGAGCAGUAAAUGUGUUGUGUGCAAAUGCCACGUUCAUCUGGUCCAACGGCACUUCAUCGAGGGGAAGCUUUACCACAGGAGCUGCUUCAAGUAAAUGUUCACUUUAAACAUAGAAAUCAGCUCCAUCAUUAUGGUUAAAACGUGUUGAGUACAGUUGGCAAAUAGAAAUCCAAUAUGGAUGGUGUUAAGAGAUGGAUGGGAGGUGUUGAAUGGAGCUGAAGGAUGGGACUAAUAACUAAUGUAAAGCAUACUGUGCCCAUAAUAAGUAUGUAGGUUGUAUGUUGGGAGCUUUUGUGAAAGAGCACAGUUAAAAAGAUAUGGCAUAUAGAAGCAAACCGGAUGGACGUCAUGAAAAUGAUCGGCGAGGUUGAGGGUAGAGGAAGUUCAGGAGUAAAAACAAACAAAAUAGAAUUAUUGCAAAAUUGACUGUGUCCAUAAAAUGUAUAUAGUAUGUAUAAGCUGGAAGUAGAGGCCUAAGCGUUGUUGUUUACUCCAAUUAGUGGUGGGGUUGGAAAGUAAUAAAGGGAAAUAUAUUUUUAAAAAGGAUGUGUAUAUAUAGAUAGCUAGAUCUCUCUCACACACAUUUAUUUAUAUAUAUAUAUAUGGGAUUGGAAGUGAUGCAGACAAUUACAUUGAUGGAAGUUACAAUCUAUCUGCAAUAUUAAAGCUGAUCUACCCCCUAAAAAAUAAUCAAAUAAAAUGCGUUGACACCUUUACGUUGCACCUUUCACCAGGUGCAGUGAAUGCUCCAAUGUCCUCCUGGCUGGGGCCUAUAAACCAGGGAAGGAGCCAGGUAGCUUCAUCUGUAAUGACCACCAGAACACCAAGAAUGGCUGCAACAAGCCUCCCUCCUCUGGGGCUGUCAUCCAAACCGGAUCCCCAAGCACCAACGUUGAAUCCAAAAGUGACACCAGCAGAGUCCAGUCUGUCUCCCGCCCCACCUCUGUGCCUUCGACCCCCGUCAAGGUGGUCUUGAAGCCCGUGGAGACCACCACCACCCCAGCUCCCCAACCAUGGACCAGCUCGGCCCGGAGAACCCAGGCAGCACGGCAUAGGUUCUUCCAGUCAUCUACCUCAUCCCCAGAGGGCCCCCCCCAGCAGCCAUAAGCCCCCAGCCCCCUCAGGACUGCCGAGGGUGCCCCUGAGUACUGAGGAAGAGAAGAACCGAGCCAGGGCUGUCAUUACCAAGAAACUAGUUGAGGCGAACUGCAACAACAAUAACACCAGAUACUUUGUUAUCCAACCAACAGAAAGGAGGUGAGAAAAGAAGGCCAGUGGGUUUACCUACAGGAUUUUAUUCUUGUUCAAGUGCGCAUGGCCACAGUUCAUCUCAUUUUGUGGAUGUCAGCUAAUACUGUAUGUACAUUUCCCAUCCUAAUGGUGAAAGUAUUGUCUCCCCAGGUUUGGAGACCUGCCAAGCUCAGCUGACCUCCCCAGCUGGAAGCAGGCUAAAUGUGGGUCAGGCACAGCAGGACAACAAGCAGCCCAACCCUUCACCAGCAAUAAGGAAUUGCUGAACACUGUCAAAAAAGCCAGUGCCGGACCAACAACUGUAUCCUCCACCACCAAAGGCAGGCUUUUUCAAUUCCACUUAUUUUUGAGAACUUUUUAAAAUCAAGUUCAGGUUCUUUCUAUAGGUCAUAUGGAACAAGAGAAACUUCAAAAGCUGGAACGCUUUCUAUUACCUUGUUGUUAAGACAAGGAUGUAGCCAUGAACAGCAUUUCCAUCCAGUUUAAGAGCAUUAAGAUAAGCUGCUAGUGCAUUAGCAGUCUUCACUAUCAGCCAUUUUUUUGUUAUUUUGGUCAUCCCAGCUUGUUUAGCCCUUUUUUUUUAAUUGUAGAAUUUGAUAAGGAGCUUGAAUCAUGCACUCUUCUUUCUAAGUGUAUAUCUCUUUGGCUGUAAAUGCAGACCGUGCAGAGGCUCCUGUUAACUGGCGAUCAAAGCUCAAGCCUGUUAAAAAUGGACCAGGACUGAAGUAAGUCUGGACUGCUCAUCAGUUAUCUGUUAAUCAACCUCUUUCUAAUCCUGUACAUCCACACAAAGGGAAGGCAGGUAUUGUCACCCGGGUGAGAGAUUCAGUUAUAUAUCUGGAGAGCUAACCAGUUGGGCAUCUCAUGUAUCCACUCCUCCAGCCUGCGGAUUCAUCCUGCCUCGCCCUGCUCAGUUAUGGCUGACUGGCUCAAAUUGCAGCCACUCUCCUCCCCCAUCCUCACAAGUCCAAAGGAGUGCUAUGGCUGAAAUGAACCGUAGUGCAACACUAACUAGUUUCCCAGAGUUCCCCCUGAUGACCCCUCCACUGUUUUCUCACCUCCCAUUAUUCCUAAAUAUAUAAGGUGAGGCUGAAUGUUCUGUCUGAACUUACUGUAUGUUCAAUCCAAAAUGGUUGAUUUCAGGGAGAGUCCAAUAUUUUCCUGCCCCUUACAUGCACCCUCUUUCUCCAGUACCUCUGACUCUGAGGACCGAGCGAUCGUUGUUGAGCAACCCAAACCUGAAGCCAUCUCGAAGUCUUUCGCUACUAGUAUCAUCGUCAACAUCAGCUCUACCUCUCCUCGGACUCCCCCAGCAGCCUUCAACCCUCUUCCACCUGGCCCUUUGUCUCACAGAGCUCCAUCUCCCAGGCAGCCCCGUCAUGGCUCUGGAGGCUUGGGUACAUGCUUUUGAUUAUCCUCUAUAGUUGGCAGAGUAGUGAUUACUGUCACGUAAAUGAUUUGAGUUAACAUUUUCGAUGACUUGUUGGGGUUUUAAAUGAUAUCGUGCUUCACCUUCUAGGUACUAGAAAUUGGAAUUAUUCUACUACUCUGUCGUCCACUCCUCCCCUGGUUCCUGUCUGGCACAGGGUCCCCAACUUCAAGUCAGCCUCACCACAGCUCUGCAGGAUCGGGUAAAGACUAGAACUCCACUCAGUGAUUGCAUCGCAACAAUGUAUUUGGAGUCUAUAUAUUGCAGUUUAUUAAUCGGUUACAUUUUGUUUGCUUUUUAGCCUCAAAGAAUGGCAGUUAUUCUCCCCCUAUGUCUCCUAAACAGCCUCACCAGGGCUCCACAGGUUAGACUGGGCUUUUCACUUUCUAUCACCAUUACCAGACAUUCUUUCUCAACCAUUGAUGUUUAAAAAAAAAAAAAUGUAUGUCUUAAUUUCUGAAAAAAACAAGCUAAGUCUCAUGUGACAAUGACUCCCUGACUGUCAGCCAUUAAAUAUGUAAUAAUCCUAUUUUAUCUACCUCUUAGGCUCUAAAAAUGGAAAUUAUUUGUCACCCACAAACACUUCCAGGUCUGAAAUUAGGUUACCCUUGGUAAGUUGACAGUUCUGUCUCAUACAUAAGCUCUAUUUAUCAGAGGCAGUAACGAUCCUAUGUGAAAUUAUCUAAUGUUCUUAUGAAAUUUCCAGUUCAUAGUUAGAUAAUUACACAGGAUUAGCAAUUCGUAGUUACACAAUGGGUUUUUCUUUGUUUUGUUCAGUGUAAGUCACAUCACAUCCCCAUGGAUCAGAUAGUGAAGGAGCUGCGUGAGAUUGACGACUGCCUGGGUGACUUGGAGAGGAAGGGAGUGGAGAUGGAGAAGAGGCUUCGCAGCUGUGAGGAAGGUACUUUCCAAGGAAAUUCUCUUUACUCCCUGUGUCCCUCCCUCCUUUGUUGAUGUUGACUAAUAGCGAUUUGUUCAUUUGCCAAAGCAUGUGGGAGAGUGGUGUCCUGUGCAUACUGGUCUGGCUUUUGAAGGACAUAAACAACAAGUGAUUCUGCACACAGUUAUGAUACUAAAGUUAUGUUAAAGAAGACUGACCAUGUUUCAACCCUAACUGGGUCUUUUUCAGGACAGGAUUUUGAAGGACACCAUGGGAGACUCUCAAUUGUGUCCUCUCUCCUCGCCGCCGCCUCAACCCAUUGGAUGAGAAAGCCAGUGGUCCCACCCCUCUGACCUUCUUCUCCAAUGGGUUUUGAGAAGGAGAGAGGAUGCGAGGAGUAUGCAAUUGAGAUUCUCCCUCUGCAUCAGUUUAUUUCCAAAUAGACCAGCCUUUAUGAUUAGAUAUUUAUUAAUGUACUUCAAUUGAAAUGGCCCAGUCCCUCCACUAUUCUCAGUGUUGAGUUGUACUCUGAUGGUGAGCCUGUUAUCCCUGCUAGCCCACCUGGGACUUUACACAGGAAUCCAAACCCACACAGCCUGGAGGGGAGAGGUGUGACUGGUGAACAGGUUCCAUUUCCCUCCAUGGCCAAAUGAGGCGAGAGGCGGGCACUGCCCACAUGAGGGCACCUCCUCCCUCUGAUACUAUCCAUCCCCCUUUGAGCGAUUGAGAGGUGGUGCUGAACAGCCCAAGAGACUGGCUGUGGCUACAGACAGAGCAGGAGGAAUAGGGUGCCUGAUUGCUCUGCUCAAGGUCACCAUCUGGGCACAGUUAUAUUAAUAUUAUCAUCUGGUUCACUGCUUUACUCACUCCUUACAUGCACCUGGCUGUCCUGCUGAUAGAAGGCAGGGUGAGUUAAUGGGACACUCUUCUCUCUGUCCCAGGCCAGUUUGUACUAUUGGCUGUGGCUGGUGUGUGUUUGUAUACACACAGCCCUUAGGCACUGACAAAGGCUCAAUGUGCAUGUUGGACUGGAACAAUGUGAUUCAUUUUGUUAAUUCAGUCUUGCACAAAUGUCAUUUAUUUUAUGUAUUGCCAAUGAACUUCCUUGACACUGGCCUUUUGCAGAGGGCGAGGGGGACAUUUUGAUGGACCCUCUGAUGGUUGACUGGUUCAACCUGAUCCGAAAGAAGCAGACAUGCAUUAGGAGGGAGUCGGAGCUUGUGUACAUGUGAGUACUUGUCAAGUUAAAUGUUGCCCAAAAGUAUAUACACUUCCGGAUUUACAAUGGCUUAAAAAUCACUUAUUGCAUUUGUCAGAGCUAAGACUCAAGACCUGGAGGAGCAGCAGCCUGGGGUGGAGGGUGAGCUGCGCAGACUGUUGGAGAAACCAGGUAGGAGGCACAAGGCUCACACACAGCAUCUCAACUGUUCACUUUACAUCCCCCUAACAGAUCAGCAGCUACCAUUUUGUAGUGUAGUGCUCCUAUGUCUAACACCGGUCUGUUUAUCCCUGGUAUCACAGAUCAUCUGAAGUCUACUUCGGAGCGUCGGCGAGAGGACAGGCUGAUGGAGAGGUUGAUGGAGAUUGUGAACGGUAGAAACGCCAUCGUAGAAGGACUGGAUGAGGACAGGCUCAGGUAGGGAAAAAGUGCAACUUUGUUGCUUGUACAAUUUGAUGUGAGUUGUGACCCAGUUUUUGAAAAUGUGUGGAGCAUUUCAAUAUCUGCAAUGGUCUCAAGUGGUGACGGGAGUGUCACUGAGAUCAAGCUGGAUGUCUAAGUUGAAAAACCACAACAUGUUCUCCAUUUUAGGGAAGAUGUAGAGGAUCAGCAAUUGAAUGAAAUGAUGCAGACUCUUGGUGAGUAUUUAAAGUGGUUGAUUUAAAAUGCCCCUGUUUUUAAACCCUGGGACGUGCCUUGCUUAAUGUAAUUUCCUCUUUGUUCUGGUGGACAGGACUUAAAAAAUCCAAAAUCAAGAGGAAGUCCUCCUUCAAAAUGCUGUUCAGACGAAAAAGUAGUAAAAAGUUCACAGUGAGUGAUCAGGGGACUGUGUUAUAAUUGUUCCAUCCUGCUCUGGGGGUUGCAGUAUGUGUUGUCGUGUCUGGGAUGUUUUAAAUUGGGUUUCUUUUCAAGAGGUGAUACGGAGUGUGUGUGUGUAUACAUCAACUUGUGUUCAUGGUGGUAUUGGAGUUCAGCUAAUAAGUAACAAGAUUAUGUUGCUGAGCCUGAAGGUCAAAGACCAACAUUCAGCUACAUAUCAGAUCGAGUUGGUGUUUUGUCGCAAAGGUUUGUUUAGAAAGGCUUUUUGUUUGAAAACAUUUAGUGUUCAGUUGUUGUUCUUGAGACUGGUCUCAUGACACUUGACUGAUCAUAAUCUGAUGUUUUGUUCCUUGUGGUGUAUAUCUAAGAUGUCACAAUUUUAACUUAUGGUUUGCUUGUUUUUUUUCACUCACUGUUUUUCCUCACAUCUAGGUUGGGAUUGUUGUGAAGGUGUUCGAGAGUCACUGUUAAAAUGAGUCAAAUGCAAAAUAAUGUAACUGGUAUUGUUGCACCGUAUAAUGGUAAAGGGAAAUACAUAUCACUGAUUUAAGUUGUUAGUAUCAAAAUAAUAGAAAUUGCCUUAAUGCGUGCUGAUUUUUUUAUUUAUUAUUAUUUUUUGCUUCAGUAGGUCUAAUUUUAAUACAGAUGUAUUUAUUUGAUUAUGCUUCCAAAAAGGAUGUUAUUAGUAACCAAACAUUGAAUAACAUUUUGAGUGGAAUCUGUCUGUAGACCGGGUGACGUGGUGAGCAGCAUGUUCUACGCUGCCACAUUUUUAAAGGCUGUAUUUCUCCUGUUGUGCUGUAGGUGGCACCAUGGUUUUACAGUGUGUUUUAUAUAUAUAGGAACCAGGCAUGAACCUGAAUCCCAAUUUGCCACAGUACAGGCAGUUAAUUUCUUUGCUAAUUUUAUAAAAGCUGCAAAAUGUUCCAACUCUGCUGAUGCAAUAACAUUGUGAAAGAUUACGUAGAACAGUAGCUUAUAGGCCAGGAAAAGGCUUAUAAACUAGUGGUUAUGUUGAGCUUUUUAAUCUUAAACCUGGUUCAAUUAAAC